AUGAUUAUUGCUUUACCUACAGGUAUUAAAGUAUUUAGUUGGUUAGCUACUUUAUAUGGUGGUCACAUUCAAUAUUAUACCCCUAUGUUAUUCGCUUUAGGUUUUGUAAUUUUAUUUACUCUUGGUGGAUUUACAGGUGUAAUUCUUGCAAAUGCUUCUAUUGAUAUUUCUUUACAUGAUACUUAUUAUGUUGUUGCACAUUUCCAUUAUGUUUUAUCUAUGGGUGCAGUAUACGCUAUUUUUGCUGGAUUCUAUUAUUGGAUUGGAAAAAUUACAGGUUAUCAAUAUAAUGAAGUUUUAGGUCGUAUUCAUUUUAUUUUAUUUACUAUUGCUAUUAACCUUGUAUUCUUCCCAAUGCAUAUGUUAGGAUUAGCUGGAAUGCCUCGUAGAAUUCCAGAUUAUGCUGAUGGUUAUGCUAGUUGGAAUCAAUUUAUUACUUUAGGUAGUUUCUUAACUUUAUUCUCUGUUAUAGUUUUCUUAUAUGUUAUUAUUCAAACUUUUUCUACUACUAACACUAAAACUGCUAUAGCUUUACGUGGUCGUUGGGACAUAAUUGGAUAA
Molecule: messenger RNA, 561 nt
Organism: Synchytrium microbalum
Lineage: Eukaryota; Fungi; Chytridiomycota; Chytridiomycetes; Synchytriales; Synchytriaceae
Gene: COX1A
Product: cytochrome-c oxidase
Exons: 1
Coding region: 1-561 (186 amino acids)
Biological process (GO): electron transport coupled proton transport; mitochondrial electron transport, cytochrome c to oxygen
Cellular component (GO): membrane
Molecular function (GO): cytochrome-c oxidase activity; heme binding
Source: RefSeq, a predicted model, not a curated record